AUGAGUGUGGAAGAAGAUGUUAUGAAAAUUCAAAAGAAAUUAACAAAAAUGACGUCGAAUGAUGGCACGGGGCAAGAAGAAGCUCUUGAGUUACUGAAAACCUUACAAACAAUGGCUAUCAAUUUGGAUGUUUUGACGAAAACAAGAAUCGGAAUGACAGUCAACGCCUUACGAAAGUCGAGUAAGGAUGAAGAAGUUAUUUCAUUGUGUAAAACAUUGAUAAAGAAUUGGAAAAAAUUUCUUUCCACACCUACCACACCGGGCAAAGACUCUGGAAGCUCAUCAAAACCAAAAAAAGACUCCAGCAAGGAUAAGGAAAAAAAGGAAGAUAAAGAAAAAGAUAAGAAAUUACCUGCUUCUUUUCCUCCUCAGUCAAAUACAACCGAUGCUGUCAGGCUAAAAUGUCGUGAACUACUUACUCAGGCUUUAAAAACUGAUGGAGAAAAUCCAAAUUCUUGUGGAUCACCGGAAGAAUUAGCUGAAGAACUCGAGGAAUGUAUUUAUGCUGAAUUUAAAAAUACUGACAUGAGAUACAAAAAUAGGGUGAGGUCAAGAGUUGCAAACUUAAAAGACCCAAAAAAUCCUACUUUGCGCACUAAUUUCCUUAAUGGUGUCAUAUCAGCUUCGCGAUUGGCAAAAAUGACACCUGAAGAAAUGGCAAGUGAUGAAAUGAAAAAAUUAAGAGAGAAAUUUAUAAAGGAAGCAAUUGAUGAUGCACAAUUGGCAACUGUACAGGGUACCAAAACUGAAAUGCUCAAAUGUGGUAAAUGCAAAAAGAAGAACUGCACUUACAACCAGCUCCAAACCAGAAGUUCUGAUGAACCUAUGACUACAUUUGUGCUCUGUAACGAAUGUGGCAACCGCUGGAAAUUCUGU
Iphiclides podalirius (scarce swallowtail) is the source of this 876-nucleotide messenger RNA. Lineage: Eukaryota; Metazoa; Arthropoda; Insecta; Lepidoptera; Papilionidae. The record is from the annotation of a GenBank genome assembly.